Messenger RNA from Pseudoliparis swirei, 1055 nucleotides. RefSeq names its product E3 SUMO-protein ligase ZBED1-like. NCBI's taxonomy places the organism in Eukaryota, Metazoa, Chordata, Actinopteri, Perciformes, Liparidae. The transcript has 5 exons. The record is from RefSeq and is a predicted model, not a curated record. Bases 11 to 838 code for a protein of 275 amino acids. Gene Ontology annotation, molecular function: protein dimerization activity.
CAAAAAGCUCAUGAAGAGAGACAGACUUGAAGAGAUCACAGAUGAAGACUUCAGGAGGGCUGAGGACUUUGUCAGUCUGAUGCGCAUGCUGUAUACAAGUACCCUGUGUGUGUCAAGCGACAAGUCUUCUACAUGUGGCCAGAUAAUUCCCAUUCUGCAAAAACUGAAGACCCACUUAACUGUCAAAGAGGAGGAUUCCACAUUUGUGGCCACGGUAAAAGAAAAGGUCUGGAGUGACCUCUCCAAACGUUACCAGGAUCAUGACAUAAUGGCCUUUCUGGAGGAGGCCACUCUUAUGGAUCCAAGAUUCAAGGGAAAGCUGAGUUCUUCUGAUGAAGUUUGGGAACGACUGAAGGCAGCAGCAUUGAGGGAAAUGUUAGGAGAGGAGGAUGCAGUGCCAGUGGAGGCUCAGGAAGUGGAAGUGGACGAGGAUGAAGAGGAUGAAGAGGAGGAGGUGGAAAAUCCUCAUGUUGUCAAGAAACCCAGGGUCUCUGCACUGGAGGAACUCUUUGCUGAAGAGGAUAAAGAGCUGCGGAGGAGCCUUAUUCAACAGGAAACAACAGCGCCAACAAUCCUCGAGAACAUCAGGAAUGAGCUGUCCGUCUACAGAGGCCUCCUUCCCAUCCCUACAUCAGAAGACCCUGUCCACUGGUGGUGGAGAAAGAAGGAAACUUUUCCUGUCCUCUCUCAGCUCUCCACCACCUACCUCUGUGUUCAAGCCUCCUCAACGCCUUCUGAAAGAGUGUUCUCCACAGCUGGCAACACUCUCAGUAAGGAGAGAUCUCGGCUUCUCCCGGAGAAAGUGAACAUGCUUAUCUUUUUAAACAAAAACUGUUGAGUGCAGUAUUUAGUUUUCAUUCUGGGACAUGUUUCCAUGCAUUAAUGUUACAAAAAAUGUUCAUCCUCUGUUUGAGGGAAAACUCCAAAAAGCAUGAUAGGGAGAGCCAGGCCCCUUUAAGUUAUUAUAUUUAUUUUUGUCUGCUUCUGAGAAGCUAAUGUAAAUUAUACAGUUACUUCUGCAAGACAAUAUCAAUAAAAUAACUGUUUAAUCUUCA